AUGGAGAACGCAAACCUUCCCCGACCAUUCCUUAUCGAGUUUAACGGACGCUUUGUAGCAAAUCCGCCCAUGGAUGACAGCAUGGAGGAUCUUGGUGGGAGAGUUCCAGCCAAGGUUGGAGAUCGCAAGGAUGCUGCAGUCUUUACGCUACGCGAUGGCUAUCUGUGUAAAGCUGGUCAAAACCAAGAAAUGACCUUUGGACGUUUCAAAAUCGAGCCGCUCGCUUUUAUGCCCAUGCCCGUGUAUUGGAUGUUGAAUCGUAACAUGGCGCAACCAUGCAAAUACAAUGGGGAGGAGAACUCACCUAAGCUAUUCGAGUCUAGUGGAUUCCAUAUCGGCGUGCUACCUGGCGAGGAGAAUUUGGUCCGCGCAAUGCCUCCCCAUAUGUUCCCUGGUUCCGAGAUGAAGGUGCAUUGGCAGUAG
Molecule: messenger RNA, 423 nt
Organism: Alternaria atra
Lineage: Eukaryota; Fungi; Ascomycota; Dothideomycetes; Pleosporales; Pleosporaceae
Exons: 3
Coding region: 1-423 (140 amino acids)
Source: RefSeq, a predicted model, not a curated record